AUGUAUGCUGUGGUGGAUGAUAAGAGAGAUGGGUGGGCGUUCGAGGCGAGUGUCGGCUGGCUUUUCAGAUUCCUCCGGCGCAACAACUUUUUUCUUCGGAGGAAAACAACUGUUGCUCAGAAAGAUGCUCCUAUUUAUAAGAUUGUAAACUUGGUCAUCUACUACAGCCGGCAGAUACAGAGCAAGAAGAUCACCGCGAAGAAUAUCAUCGCCAUGGACAAAACUGCCUGGUUUGACAUGGUGGGUGACAGUACAGUUGAUGCAAGAGACCCCCACUCCGUCUCGCUUAAGACAACUGGCCACGAGAAAGCUCGCAUUACGGUGGCCCUGGCAGCCAAAGCUGAUGGGACAAAACUGAAGGCUUUCGUUGUUUUCAAGGGGGCUGUCCGCGAUGCAAAAGCUAUUCAGAACAUUCCAGGAGCUGUGAUAACUUCCUCCAAGAAUGGGUGGUUCAACAACGACCUGACAAAGGAAUGGCUCCAGAAGGUGGUGGGAAAAUUUCACUUGGGAGCCCAGCUGCUCGCAUGGGACGCGUACCACUGUCAUAUCAGCAUGGCCACGCAGGCAGAGCUGAAGAGGGGGUAUGGCGUUAGUAUGGCUGUGAUACCUUGAGGUUGUACCAAGUACAUUCAGGCCCCCCCACGUAGUGUGGAAUGCGCCCUUCAAAGCCCACCUCCAUGACUCCACUACCUGGAUGGCAGGUGACACAGAUAAGACUUACACCAAGUCAGGGAACCUAAGAGCCCCUUCUUGCCGAUUACUGAUCGACUGGGUCUUAAAAGCCUGGAAUGCCCUGAAUCGGGACACUGUGAUCAACUCAUUUAAGGUAGCAAUAAAAAACACCAUUUGUGUGUGUGUGUGUGAGAGAGAGAGAGAGAGAGAGAGAGAGUGCUAGUGAGUGAUAGAGAGGGAGUGGUGUAUGCACACGGUAGCCACUGCCUGAUUUUUUUCUUUUGUUUCGUUCUUUUUCUUCGUUGUCCUCUAAGGUGUGUGGGCUGACUGUAGCAGCUGAUGGGAGAGAGGACCACCUCAUUCAUUGCUUCAAGGAGGGGCAGCCAUGCCAGGCAGGCAGGGAGCUGCUUGUGAGGGCUGGGGGGGGAGGGGGGGGGGGGGGGGGGCUGCUGAGGCUUUUGAGGAAGAGCAUGAGAGCGAUGAGGAACAGGAGUUCCAAAACGAACUUGUGAUUGAAGACGAGAGCAGAGGAGUUGGGAGGCGAGGAGGAGGAUGA
Messenger RNA from Xyrichtys novacula (pearly razorfish), 1228 nucleotides. The record is from the annotation of a GenBank genome assembly. NCBI's taxonomy places the organism in Eukaryota, Metazoa, Chordata, Actinopteri, Labriformes, Labridae.